Messenger RNA from Impatiens glandulifera, 2255 nucleotides. RefSeq lists its product as uncharacterized. The transcript is spliced from 5 exons. Bases 278 to 1858 code for a protein of 526 amino acids. The record is from RefSeq and is a predicted model, not a curated record. Lineage: Eukaryota; Viridiplantae; Streptophyta; Magnoliopsida; Ericales; Balsaminaceae.
GUCGAGACUUGAAGUGUGUGUGUUGUGUGUGUGAGAGAGAGAGCAGGGGGAGGGGAGAGAAGAGGGAAGAGACUUGAAUCUCCUAGAGAGGGAACGAAAGCCCACCACCAUGAACACUUGUCUACCGUCAUCACCUUCCUCCUGGUUUUCUCAUUCGAUUUUUUUCAAGAGAGAGAAAUGGGUUUUCCAUUCUUGCGCCUAGACAAGAAAGAAUGAUAUAUAGAAAAAUGAUAGAAUAAUCAACAACAGUCUGGGAAGCGAAUCACAUGCUCCAGGAAUGGGAAAAUCCGAACAACAGCAGCAGCUGCCUCCGCAGCUAGUUCAUCACGGGACGAGAUCUGUUACUUUCACAUUCUUCAGAGAUAGUUGUUUGUCGGUGUUAUCGAUAAUUCGAAGGGAGUUCAAUUUCAAAUGUCUGUUCAUUUUGAUUUUUGCUUUAGCUGUUUUAGUAUCAACCAUCUUCUGGGUCGUUCCUCUUCACUCGAAUCAUUCCGGUAUUGAUGCUAUCAAUCUUAGUGCAACUGUUCAAGCGCGUUUUGUGCUGGAAAAGCCGGUUUCUACAUUAAUUCCACAUAUUGAUAUACUAGAGUAUGAUAUCAAUAACGAAAUUGGUAUUAUUGGCACAAAGGUUAUUGUUCUUUCCAUGAAUCAAAGAGUUUCAUCUAACAUGACAACUGUUGUGUUCGGAUUUAUAUCAGAUCCUCCUGGUUUUCCAAUAAGUUCAGUGUAUUUAAGUGUUCUGAGAUCGUCUUUAGUACAGCUGUUUCUUCUAGAAUCCAAUUUAACCUUAACAACAAUGUUUGGGAAGACAUCAUUCUUUCAAAUCUUGAAAUUUCCAUGGGAGAUUACUGUUAUUCCUGAGACUUAUGUCCCCUUUAUGGUUCACCCUCAAAUCCUUUUCAAUUUUACAUUGAAUAAUUCAGUUGAUGAGAUUAUGCAACAUCUGGAUGAUCUAAAGAAGCAGUUGAAGUUUGGGCUUCGUCUUAGGCCUUAUGAGAAUGUGGAUGCGAAGAUUACAAAUAUAAAUGGGUCGACCAUCAGUCCCCCAAUUAUAGUUCAAGCUGCUGUAAAAUCUGAUUUGGGGGGUCUUCCUCCACAGAGAUUAAAGCAAUUGGCUCAAACAAUCAUGGGUUCCUCUCCUGCAAAGAAUCUCGGCCUGAACAACACUGUUUUUGGAAAAGUUAAGGAAAUCAGUCUCUCGUCUUAUCUGAACCACUCAAUCAAUGCUACUUCACCUAGUCCUUCACCCGCUCCAUCUCCAGGCCAGAUUGGUUAUGGCCAAACUGCUCCAAAUCGGUCCCCUUUCGCUAAAUCUCAUUCGCCAGCUCACUCGCCUCAAUUCAAGCCUCAUUUUCCAUCUUGUUUGAAAAACUGUGCUCCUUCUCCUAUGCAUGUUCCUCAUUUGCCUUCACCUUCUUCUCCUCCAUCUCUGUCUUCACCUUCACCUUCACCUACACCUUCUCCUUCCCCUUCCCCGAUUCAUGAUUAUCAACCGGGCCCACAUUGCCAAUUUACAACUCCACCACCAAAGCCUGCAAAAGUUUUCCACGCUGUUUCACCUGCUCCUUCAGUUUCUCAGACGCAUGUACAAGCUCCAGCUCCUGCUCCUGCUGUCCCUACAUCUCGUUUCUCGCCAAAUCUAUCUCCUUUACCUUCUGUAGUAUCCUCCUCUAGCAUGAGUCCAAAACAGGGAGAGUAUCCUGAAACUGCACCAGUUUUCUCUCCUUCAUACUCGCCUUUUCCAUCAUCCUUUCCUAUAGCAGGUGGAAGUCCUUGUUACUACUACAUGGAAAUUUGGCGAUGUCUUAGUAUUUGUGGGUUCUUAAUGUUCCAUCUCCUAUGUUGGUCACAUCGAUAAAACCAAAACUCCUCCUCCUAUGUAUGCUUUUGUACAGAAAAAAAACACGAAAAGGAGAAGUUGGUUUUACUCUGAUGGGUUGCCCCUUUUCUCUGGUCUGGUAUGGUCUGGCCAGAGGUGUUGGAAUUCAAUCUGGUCAGUGUAGAAGAAGAAGAGGGUAAGACCGAUAUAAGUUAACUCCAAGAGUGGAAUGUAGAGGUCAAAGCCAAAAAGAAAAUGAAAGAGAUUGGCAGGCCACUUUUUUUCCUUUUUUUUUUCUUUUUUUUUUCUUCUACAUGUUCUCUCUAUAACUUGUCAUGUGAAGCUGGGUGAAUUUCCCAAAAGUGUAAAAAUGAAACUUUGCAUUAUUUCAAGUAGAAGAAGAAAAAGAAGAAGCAGUCUCUCUAUUUUUUUAUGA